AUCGACACGUUGAGGUAAACCCUAGCUAGUGAUCUCCGGCACAGGGUUCAUCGCCGUCUUUUUGCUGUAAAAAACGUCAAUCGCUGCAACGACAAUGGCGACUGCGAGAACUGUGAAGGAUGUAUCGCCUCAUGAUUUCGUCAAGGCUUAUGCCGCUCACCUCAAAAGAUCCGGCAAGAUGGAGCUUCCUGAAUGGACUGAUAUAGUGAAGACUGCCACUUUCAAGGAACUUGCUCCCUAUGACCCAGAUUGGUAUUAUAUCAGAGCUGCUUCCAUUGUUAGGAAAAUAUACUUGAGGGGAGGUCUUGGUGUUGGUGCAUUCCAGAGGAUCUAUGGUGGGCAUAAGAGAAACGGAAGCAGUCCGCCACAUUUUUGCAGAAGCAGUGGCGGUCUUGUUCGUCACAUUCUUCAACAGUUGGAAACCAUGAAAAUUAUCGAAAUGGACACAAAGGGAGGCAGAAGGAUAACUUCUAAUGGGCGAAGAGACCUUGAUCAAGUUGCAGGACGAAUUGUACUUGCACCUUGAAACUCUGAAUGGCUGGAGAUGAUAUUUAGCUAGGUUUUUUGGUCAAACGGCUUUGCUUUUGAUUGUGAGUCCCUGUGUUUUAGUUCUAUUUUUGACCGAGGUGAAUCUUUGAGUUGCUUUAGAUCUUGUUGAUGGUAGACUUGCAUUUCAAAAUUGGAGAGUUUCUUCGUUAAAUUUAUAAUCGGAGUAUAUGAUUCGAGGCGUUCUUUUUGUU
Cynara cardunculus var. scolymus (artichoke) is the source of this 740-nucleotide messenger RNA. RefSeq names its product 40S ribosomal protein S19-1-like. Bases 95 to 526 code for a protein of 143 amino acids. NCBI's taxonomy places the organism in Eukaryota, Viridiplantae, Streptophyta, Magnoliopsida, Asterales, Asteraceae. The transcript has 4 exons. Gene Ontology annotation, biological process: translation; ribosomal small subunit assembly. Gene Ontology annotation, cellular component: ribosome; cytosolic small ribosomal subunit. Gene Ontology annotation, molecular function: structural constituent of ribosome; RNA binding. The record is from RefSeq and is a predicted model, not a curated record.